GAUGGAGGCUGUGGUCAAACAGGUCAAUGAUGGAGGCUGUGGUCAGAAACAGGUCAAUGAUGGAGGCUGUGGUCGGAAACAGGUCAAUGAUGGAGGCUGUGGUCGGAAACAGGUCAAUGAUGGAGGCUGUGGUCAAACAGGUCAAUGAUGGAGGCUGUGGUCGGAAACAGGUCAAUGAUGGAGGCUGUGGUCAAACAGGUCAAUGAUGGAGGCUGUGGUCGGAAACAGGUCAAUGAUGGAGGCUGUGGUCAGAAACAGGUCAAUGAUGGAGGCUGUGGUCGGAAACAGGUCAAUGAUGGAGGCUGUGGUCGGAAACAGGUCAGCGAUGGAGGCUGUGGUCAGAAACAGGUUGAAUUGGAGGCGCACACAUUUGGUCAUGAAAAUGGUGGGACUAAGAAGAAUGAAGUGGCAUGCAAGAGACCAUUAUAGAAAUGAUGUGGAACUCAGAGUGAGGAUGUUGGGUGUGUGCUCUUCUGUAUGGACAUUGACUUUAUGCUAAAAUGAGAUUCACUAUGUGGGAACAUAGUAAUAAAAUAAUGUGGCUGGGCGCGGUGGC
This is a messenger RNA of Nomascus leucogenys (northern white-cheeked gibbon), 556 nucleotides long. Its product is annotated as keratin-associated protein 5-5-like. Bases 145 to 429 code for a protein of 94 amino acids. The record is from RefSeq and is a predicted model, not a curated record. NCBI's taxonomy places the organism in Eukaryota, Metazoa, Chordata, Mammalia, Primates, Hylobatidae. The transcript has 2 exons.